AUGUGGGGUGCCCCUGGACCAGCUCCCAGGCCCAGCCGGACGCUCCUGGUCUGCAGCUUGAUCCUGGCAGCUGCUUGGGGACAAAUGAAUUUCACGGGAGACCAGGUUCUUCGAGUCCUGGCUAAAAAUGAGAAGCAGCUCUCACUUCUCAGGGACCUGGAGGGCCUAAAGAACCAGAAGGUGGACUUUUGGCGCAGCCCGGCCAGGCCCAGUCUCCCCGUGGACAUGCGCGUCCCUUUCUCGGAACUGGAAGACAUCAAAGCUUACCUGGAUGCCCACGGCCUCACUUACAGCAUCAUGAUCAAGGAUAUCCAGGUGCUGCUGGACCAGGAGAGAGCGGCCAUGGCCAAGUCCCGCCGGAUGGAGCGCAGCGCCGGCAGCUUCAGCUACUCCUCGUACCACACCCUGGAGGAGAUCUAUAGCUGGAUGGACAGCUUUGCAACUGAGCAUUCAGAUAUUGUUUCGAAGAUUCGGAUUGGCCACAGCGUUGAAAAUCGGUCCAUCCUUGUCCUGAAGUUCAGCACUGGAGGCUCUCUGCGCCCUGCCAUCUGGAUUGAUACUGGGAUUCACGCCCGGGAGUGGAUCACCCACGCCACUGGCAUCUGGAUGGCCAAGAAGAUUGUCACUGAAUACGGCAGAGACCAGGUCCUGAGCAAGAUCCUCAACUUCAUGGACAUCUUCCUGGAGAUCGUCUCCAACCCAGACGGCUUUGCCUUCACCCACAGCAUGAACCGCUUGUGGCGGAAGAACAAGUCCUCCAGGCCUGGAAUCCUCUGCAUCGGCGUGGACCUGAACAGGAACUGGGAGUCAGGCUUUGGAGGAAAUGGUUCUAACGAGAAUCCCUGCUCGGAGACGUACCACGGGCCCUCCCCCGAGUCAGAGCCCGAGGUGGCUGCCAUCGUGAAGUUCAUCAAGACCCACGGGAACAUCAAAUCUCUGAUCUCCAUCCACAGCUACUCUCAGAUGCUCAUGUACCCUUACGGCCGCUCGCUGGAGCCCGUUUCAAACUAUAAGGAGUUGUACAACCUCGCCAAGGACGCUGUGCAGGCCCUGCGAGCUGUCCACGGGAUCGAUUACCUUUAUGGCAGCAUCAGCACUACCCUCUAUGUGGCCAGUGGAAUCACCGUGGAUUGGGCCUAUGACAGUGGCAUCAAAUAUUCCUUCAGCUUUGAGCUCCGGGACACCGGGCGCUUCGGCUUCCUGCUUCCGGCCACACAGAUCAUUCCCACGGCCCAGGAGACAUGGAUGGCGCUCCUGGCCAUCAUGGAGCACGCCCUGAAUCACCCCUACUAG
Molecule: messenger RNA, 1293 nt
Organism: Sorex araneus (European shrew)
Lineage: Eukaryota; Metazoa; Chordata; Mammalia; Eulipotyphla; Soricidae
Gene: CPA5
Product: carboxypeptidase A5
Exons: 11
Coding region: 1-1293 (430 amino acids)
Biological process (GO): proteolysis
Molecular function (GO): zinc ion binding; metallocarboxypeptidase activity
Source: RefSeq, a predicted model, not a curated record